CUGAGUCGGGAUCUGCGGGGCGCGACCCACGCACCGCAUCCUUCCCUCCGGCACCGCACCGAACCAUCCUUUCGGUACCGCAUCCUUCCCUCCGGCACCGCAUCCAUCCCUCCGGCACCACACUGCAUCCAUCUCUCUGGCACCGCACCGAACCAUCCCUUCCGCACCGCAUCCAUCCCUUCGGUACCGCACCGUGUCCGUCCCUCCGGCACCGCAUCGGGUCCGUCCCCUUGGUACCGCAUCCAUCCCUUCGGUACCGCAUCCAUCCCUUCGGUACCGCACCGAACCAUCCCUUCCGUAUCGCAUCCAUCCCUAGGGCACCGCAUCGCGUCCGUCCCUUUGGUACUGCAUCCAUCCCUAGGGCACCGCACCGCGUCCGUCCCUCCGGUAUCGCGUCCUACGGCACCGCACCGCGCCCAUCCCGCCGGCACCGUACCGCACCGCACCGCUCCCUACGGCAGCGCACCGUGCCCCUACGGUGCCACUCGGCAGCGCACCGCACCCAUCCCUACGGCACCGCACCGUGCCCGGAGCCCGCAGCGCCCGCGCCCGGCGGGACCAUGAUGUCCUGUGCUGAGCUGCUGGCCGUGUGCCUGCUCUCCGCCGAGCGCGGCCCCGCGCCCCGCCGCCAGCCGCUCCCCAUCUUCCACGACAUUUUCCGGCGAGCCGACAAGAACGAUGAUGGGAAGCUGUCAUUUGAGGAGUUCAAGAACUAUUUCUCUGACGGGAUCCUGAGCUCGGAGGAGCUGUGGGAGUUGUUCAGCGGCAUUGACAGGCGUCACUCAGAUAACGUCGACACGGAGAAGUUGUGUGAUUAUUUCUCGGCGUAUCUCGGGGAAUACAGGAAUGUGCUUUCUGCCCUGGAAACCCUCAAUGCUGCGGUGCUGGCAGCCAUGGACAAAACCAAGCUGAGGUACGAGACCUCCUCGAAGAUGGAGCAGUUCCUGACCAGAUUCCUUCUGCGGGAAACCAUGCACCAGCUGCAGUCCCUGCAGGCGUCCCUGGAGUGUGCUGUGGACACCGUGGAGGAGCAGGCGGGACGGGAGAGAAAGGACACAAAGAAAUCUGAGACUUCAGUUGGCCCGAGGGCAGGUAGACGGUGUGGGCGCAGAGGACAGAAGAACGUCUGUCUGUCUCCAACAGACCCCUAUUCUGGGAUGCUGACAACAGGUGUUUGUGUCGAGGACAACAGCCAGUGGAUGGCUCAGAUCAACAGGCUCCAGCAGCUCAUCGAGAAGCUGGAGUACAAGAGCCCACGCCUGGAGCCGCUGAAGGAGGAGGAAUCCAUGUGCAAAGGACAAGAUGCACACAUCCUGGUGGCCAAGAGGCAGAUCUCGGUGGCCACGAGCAGCAUUGAGGAGUUCCGGCAGGCGUUCCGCUCCUACACCGAGGGCACGGCUGGGCACAGCAGCUGCCUGCAUGUCUCUGCCUGCAAGCUGACAGACGAGGCCUGCUUCAUCCUGUACGAGUUCUGGCAGGACGUGACCUCGUGGAGAAGCCACUUGCAGUCCAGCUGCAGCAAGACUUUCCAGCAGUCCAUCAUCAGCUUGCUGGAGUCCCCGGAGCUGCUGACCACCAUGCUGUUCCCAGCUUCCUGGUGGAUCAUGAACAACAACUGACCCAGGCAGACACCUCAGGACAUCGUCAGCAUGCAGGAGGACGUGGAGCCCUUGGCACAGCCCUCGCCUUCCCUCACGUUCCUCCUCUCCCUGUCCCUCAUCCCCUCCAGCUGCCCAGCAGGGGCUGCCUGCCAGUGUUUUACCCCUUUGCUCUUUUCAUGUUAAUUUAUUUAGUUAUUUAUUUCCCCUCCAAGACAGUCUCUGAGUUGCCCGGUGAGAGUGGGGCACUCCUGGAGUGCUGGGAGUGCAGUGUUUGGGGGGGACAGCCUGGCCCUUGGGGGAGCACUGGUUGGGUUGCUGUGUCCCCUUAGCCCCUCUUGCACUCCAGCUCCUCUUCCUCCCUGUUCUCAGGGCUGCCCGAGGCUCCAGGGGGUGUUGGGAUGGGGAGGGGGACAUGGCUGGGGCCAGCUGUGACAUCCCUGUGCCCAGCCCGCCAGAGCCACCCUGGGCCAGCAACAGCUCUGCCCAGGGAGCCAGGUGGCCUCUCAUGGAUUGUGAGUAAGUGUUUUAUAGGGAAAAAAUUUUUAAUGAACUAUUUCUGGCAAGGUGAGCCUGAUCAGGCCCUGGCACAGUGGCAGCCUGUGCAGCCACUGCAGUGGUCUUGAGACCAGCCUUGUGUCCCCCAGCUGUGACCAAGGCUGUGCCCAUCCCCAGCACGCCCUGCUCCUCAAGGAGGCCUGCAUGGAUCCAGCCCCAGCACAUCCCAGUCCCUGGGGGAGGCCAGUGUGGCUCCAGUCCCAGCACAUCCAUUCCCCAGGGAAUGGAUGACUCUGUUGCUUCAUGAGCUCACAUAAAGCAGUGUUAGCACCAGGCAGUGCUGCCAGGGAGGCUGGAACUGAAUUAAUGGUGAUGGGCACUGGGGAGGGGGGGCACAAAAUGAGGGGGACAGGCCCAGGGCUGGAGUGGCCCAAGCCCACCUGGUCCAUGGGUCGUGCUCAUGGUUCUGUCGUUGGUGCUGGAGCAGCAAAUCCUUCCCUGAGCUGGGGUGAAAUGCACCAUCGCUACCAGUGUGGAGUGAGGGGAGAAGGGCACAUGGGGCACGCAGGGACCCCAGGGACUCCUGGCAUGGAGGACACCACUGUCCUUGCGCCCCUGUCUGUCCCCAACACCCACGUGGGUCACCACGGGUGCCUGCACCCUCCACGCUCAGGGUUGCCACCACCCCUCAACCUCUUUUCCCUGCUGCUGCUCCACCAGAAAUACUAAUUUUGACUGUUUCUUCCCAAAUCCCAGGCUGCAAUAAGUACAAUCUGUGGCUGAAGGGGCAGUGAGUGCAGCUCCAUCCUGGGGGCACCUCAUCCACACUGUGCUGGGCGGGUCUGACAGAGUCACCCCCAGCCCUGGUACCACGGAAUGACAACUCAGAGGGGCUUGCUGGGUUUGGGGUGCUUGUUUUGCCCCAGCAGAAGCUUUCUAGGUGCUCCCUGGGUUUGGGGGACGGGGAGUGACGCAGCUGAUGCCG
Messenger RNA from Empidonax traillii (willow flycatcher), 3081 nucleotides. RefSeq names its product N-terminal EF-hand calcium binding protein 3 (gene NECAB3). Gene Ontology annotation, biological process: regulation of amyloid precursor protein biosynthetic process. The transcript has 13 exons. Gene Ontology annotation, molecular function: calcium ion binding. Bases 561 to 1619 code for a protein of 352 amino acids. Gene Ontology annotation, cellular component: cytoplasm; Golgi cis cisterna; endoplasmic reticulum. The record is from RefSeq and is a predicted model, not a curated record. Lineage: Eukaryota; Metazoa; Chordata; Aves; Passeriformes; Tyrannidae.